Molecule: messenger RNA, 2235 nt
Organism: Vigna unguiculata (cowpea)
Lineage: Eukaryota; Viridiplantae; Streptophyta; Magnoliopsida; Fabales; Fabaceae
Molecular function (GO): zinc ion binding
Source: RefSeq, a predicted model, not a curated record
AUGGGGAACAUACUGUUGGUACAAGUGUUAGAGUUGCUCAUGUGGACAGUUGGAGUGAUUCUGGCCGUCAUGGAAGUACUUAAGAGAGUGUUCAUGGGUACUGUACCUGUUGAGGUGGGAAGCAUUGGAGAGGAAUUGGGUGGUCCAUCUACCAAUAACAUGGGUUCUGAUUCAACAAGUGAGGAGAGUCAUAUCCCCCCUGUAAUGGCAGAUAGAGGGUUAUCAGAUAAUGAGUGGCAUUCAGAGGAAUUGGACAGUGAUGCACCUAUUGGUGAAGGUGAUCUUGAUGACACAGAUGAUAGUGAGGAAGGUUAUGGUAAAUUUGAUACAUUUUCGAUGCCCAAAUCCAUGAGUGAAUAUAAGUGGGAGGUUGGUACAUGUUUCGCUGAGAAGUCAGAAUUUGUGGAAGCCAUUAGGACCUAUGCUUUGGAAAAUGGAAGAAGUCUGAAAAUUUUUAAAAGUGAUAAAAGAAGAGUUAGAGUUAAAUGUUUGGGUGCAGAUGGAAAAUGUUCGUGGUAUGCAUACUGUGGAUACAUGAGUUCAAUGAAGAUGUGGCAAUUAAGGAUAAUAAUUGACCAUCACACCUGCAGCAGAGAGUUCAAUAUUCGUUUAAUUAAUGCUAAAUGGCUAAGUAAGAGGUUGGAGAAGACUGUUAGAUCCAAUCCAAAAACCAAUGGUGUGGAAAUUAGAGAAAAGGUUAGCAGGAAAUAUAACAUAGGUAUUUCUAGGUGUAUGGCCUAUAGGGCAAAAGAAAUGGCUGAAGACAGUGUUGAGGGGUCAUUUGCAAAACAAUACAAGAGGCUUUAUGAUUAUGCACAUGAACUUCUCAGAACUAAUCCUGGAUCAACAGUGAAAUUAAAAGUGCAUGAGAAUGAAGGUCAACCUAUGUUCCAAAGGUUUUACGCAUGUUUCCGAGCUUGCAAAGACAAUUUUAUGUCUUGCAGACCCAUAAUUGGACUAGAUGGAUGCUUUUUGAAAGGGAAGUAUGGAGGAGAGUUAUUAACUGCUGUUGGAAGAGAAGAGAACGAUCAAAUGUUACCUAUUGCUUUUGCAGUUGUGGAGGGACUGUUACCAGCUAUUCAGGAUCUACUGCCUGGAGUAGAUCAAAGAUUCUGUGUUAGGCACCUAUAUGCCAAUUUUAGGAAAAAAUUCCCAGGUAAAAAUUUGAAGAGAUUGAUGUGGAAGGCAGCUGCUUGCACACAUCCAGAAGGUUGGGAGCAAGAUAUGAGGGACAUCAAAGAGCUAAACGAAGAUGCCUUCAAAUAUUUGUUGGCCAUUCCACCUAGGUUUUGGUCACGAUCUAGAUUCACAACAACUGCACAAUCUGAUACGUUGGUUAAUAAUAUGUCUGAAGCCUUUAACAAUGUCUUAGUGGAAUGUAGGGGCAAGCCAAUAAUCACCAUGUUGGAGGAAAUAAGGCUUUGGUCAACAGACAAAAUUUUUGAGGUGAGGCAUGCAUCACAUGUUGGUGAUAAGUUUGUGGUCAAUAUCGAUGAAGCAUCAUGCACAUGCAGGAAGUGGAGCAUCACUAGGAUACCCUGUUGUCAUGCCCUAUCAGCCAUGAGGUUUCUAAACAUAGAUGGAAAAGAUUUCAUCUCCACAUGGUACAAGAAGUCCACCUACGAAGAGACAUACGCAUCCAUCAUAUACCCAAUCAAUGGCCAAAGGGUGUGGGAGGUGACACCAUAUCCAGAUAUUUUACCUCCUCCAAAAAGAUCAUUACCAGGCAGACCAAAAAAGAAGAGGAGAUUGCAGGAAUGGGAGCUAUGCAAAGAUGACACACAAAUGACCAAAGCAGGCUUACGCAAGAGGUGUCGCAUAUGUAGGAAAAUUGGCCAUAAUAGAAGACACUGCCCUCAAGCACCUGCAACUGAAGCACCUACUCAACCAUCCCAGCCACAAUCACAGCAACAAACCCCUGCAACUGAAGCUCCUACUCAGCCAUCCCAGCCACCAUCACAGCAACCAACCCCUGCAACUGAAGCUCCUACUCAGCCAUCCCAGCCACCAUCACAGCAACAAACCCCUGCAACUGAAGCUCCAGCUCAGUCAUCCCAACCACCAUCACAACAACCAACCCCUGCAUUAUCACAGCCAAGUUCACAACCUCCACAACCUUCUACUGCAGCACCAAGGAGUUCAGCUCAACAUUCUCACCAAGGAUCACGUGGGCGUGGAAGACCAAUGAUGAGACCAAAACUGAAUGCAAGGAGGGGACGCAUAUGGAAACCCUGA